UUCAUAUAAUGCUGCAGUGAGAGAGAGAGACGGACAAAAAGGACUCAAAAGGAGAGCGACGAUGGAAACGAACUCCAAGUCUGCUUCUGAGGUCUCGCCCUUAUGUAAAGACGUUCCCAAAGUCCUCUCCUCUUUCGUCGACACCUUUGUUGACUUCUCCGUCAGCGGCGGCCUCUUCUUACCCAAAGACUCUCCUCCUAAUCUCUCGAGUUGCCCAAACCCUCUUGCCGAUUCACUAUUCUCGCCCCCGCCCCCGCCCCCGCCCCUGCGAACCCGCUACCCUAACCCGCCGGACCGUCUGGUCGCAAUCGGGGAUCUUCACGGAGAUCUCGAGAAGUCGAAGGAGGCUUUCAGGCUCGCCAAUCUGAUCGACCGCUCUGACAGAUGGAUCGGCGGCUCCUCCACCGUUGUCCAGAUCGGCGACGUGCUUGACCGCGGCGGCGACGAGCUCAAGAUCCUGUAUUUCCUAGAGAAAUUGAAGCGGCAAGCUGCGAGGAGUGGUGGGACCCUGAUCACGAUGAAUGGCAACCACGAGAUCAUGAAUAUGGAGGGCGAUUUUCGGUUCGUGACGAAAUCGGGUUUGGAGGAGUUUAGGGUUUGGGCGGAUUGGUACCGUUUUGGGCAAGCAAUGAAAGGUCUUUGCAAGGGUUUGGAAAAGCCAGAGGACCCGUUUGACGGGGUUCCAUUGUUUCGCAAAACCAAUGAUAAGGAUCUCGUACAAGGUCUCAGAGCGAGAAUAGCUGCGUUACGGCCCCAUGGGCCGAUAUCGAGCCGGUUUUUGUCUCAGAAUGUGACUGUCUUGGUUGUGGGUGACUCGGUUUUUGUUCAUGGUGGGCUUUUGCCGGAACAUGUUUCCUAUGGGUUGGAGAAGAUUAAUGAGGAGGUCAGGGAUUGGAUUAAGGGUUUGGGGGGGCGGUUUGCGCCAGCGUAUUGUAGGAGGAGUGAUGCGGUGGUGUGGCUGAGGAGCUUUUCGCACGAGCUAGCAAAGAAUUGCGAUUGUUCGGCUCUUGAACGCGUUCUCGCCACCAUUCCCGGGACGAAGAGAAUGAUAAUGGGACAUACGAUCCAGAAGGUUGGGAUCAAUGGGGUUUGCAAUAACCAGGCAAUACGGAUUGAUGUGGGUAUGUCGAAGGGGUGCAUUAACGGGUUGCCAGAGGUUUUGGAGAUCACUGGCAAUUCAGAGUUGCGGAUUUUGACAUCUAAUGCUCGCUAUGACAACAAUUAUAGAGCUUCUUUGCAUAAAGAGAGGAAGGCCGGGCUCGGGCUGUUGAUCCCAGAACACGGACCGAAACAAGUGGAAGUGAAAGCUUAAGAGUCUGGAAAUUUAUGCAUGAUAUUUAUGUGGAAUCUCUUUGGAUACAUAUCAUUCGAACUUCUUAAAUGUAAUCAUUUUCUUGUAAUCAAUUAUUGGAGAAAAUUAGGUCAAGCAAAAGAAUAGCAUCCUGGGCAUUCUAAAAGUUGAAUUUAUAUUCAUUUUCAAAGAUUGCUCAGCAUUGACACUACGUGAUAAUAUGAAUCCCGUUUAAGUUGUUAAUUUCAAUAAAUUGUAUUACUUA
Messenger RNA from Juglans regia (Persian walnut), 1556 nucleotides. RefSeq names its product shewanella-like protein phosphatase 2. Bases 62 to 1312 code for a protein of 416 amino acids. NCBI's taxonomy places the organism in Eukaryota, Viridiplantae, Streptophyta, Magnoliopsida, Fagales, Juglandaceae. Gene Ontology annotation, molecular function: hydrolase activity. The record is from RefSeq and is a predicted model, not a curated record. The transcript has a single exon.